CAUCAGGACACUAACUACACCCAUUGAUAUUACAACUUCAUAUCAAAAGUACACAUUCUCUUUGCGAAUUCUUGAUUUGAUCUACUAUUGAGUAGCAUUAUAUUUCACCAUCAUCCAAGAAGACCACCAUCACUCGCAUAGUUUGCGCUGAACGCAUGUGGGCUUCAUAAACACAACAUUCCCUCUGACGAGGCACUCCGCAUAUCCGCCGCUACAACAAACCACAAAGCACAAUGUAUCGCCCAAAUACACCUCCAAACUUCGAUCCUCCAUCAUACGGUGAUGAUGAGAGUUCAACACCAACACACAUGUCGAACGAUGCGUCCGCCAUCCGCCUGUUGACAUCAAUGGACGACUCCAAUUCCUCGAACGCGCGCAUUCCCAAUACCCCGCGCAGAUCAUACCAGCCUACCGUCAUGUCGACGAGCUCGCGCUCUAAUUCCAUCGUUGAUGGAGCGCCAAUAUUACCACCGGAGAGCUCAUACGACCCAUACACCGGGAGACAGUCGCCGACGCGGUCGUGGACUCCAUCCCAAACAGCGUCUGAGAGAGGCAGGCCUCCGUCCAUAGCUCAGUAUGAGCCGGCGGAUGUGAACGGCUCUCCAAGACCAGGCACACCUUCGUCGAGAUACGGCGGAAGCCCGAGGAGACCACUCCCCCCCGCACCACUCUUCUCUGGACCAGGUGCUGGUGCGCGGAGCUCCACAUUCGCAGACGACGCGACUGUUUCAAUCGCGUUAGAAACGGAAGGAGAUGAUGUUUUUGCCCCACAAAGUACUCUUGGGACUGACCAUGUCCGAUCCCAAUCUCGCGAGUCCUACACAUCAGAGUCGACAUUCACCGAGGAGUACGAUAAUGAGAAGUCCGACUUUGAGCACUACGGGCCUGCGCCAGAUGGGCGACAGGAGCGCCGAGGUGCGCGCCAGGCACAGAUGGCCAAGAAGGAGGUGCGCCUCAUCAACGGCGAGCUUAUCCUUGAAUGCAAGAUCCCCACCAUCUUGUACAGUUUCCUCCCCCGCCGCGAUGAGAUUGAGUUCACGCACAUGAGGUACACAGCCGUGACCUGCGAUCCUGAUGACUUCGUGUCUAAGGGCUACAAGUUGCGCCAGAACAUUGGCUCGACGGCCAGGGAAACAGAGCUCUUUAUCUGUGUCACCAUGUACAACGAGGACGAGAUCAACUUCACGCGCACGAUGCACGCCGUGAUGAAGAACAUUGCCCAUUUCUGCUCGCGCUCUAAGUCGCGCACGUGGGGCGAGAACGGGUGGCAGAAGAUUGUCGUGUGUAUCGUCUCUGAUGGCCGGCAAAAGAUCCAUCCGCGUACGCUCGAUGCGCUCGCGGCGAUGGGUGUGUACCAGGACGGCAUUGCGAAGAACCUUGUCAACCAGAAGGAGGUGCAAGCGCACGUGUACGAGUAUACUACCCAAGUCUCGCUGGACUCGGAUCUGAAGUUCAAGGGUGCGGAGAAGGGAAUCGUGCCUGUGCAGAUGCUUUUCUGUCUCAAGGAGAAGAACGCCAAGAAGCUGAACUCUCAUCGUUGGUUCUUCAAUGCCUUUGGUCGCGCUCUGACGCCGAAUAUCUGCAUCCUGCUUGAUGUGGGUACGAAGCCGACGGGGAACUCGCUAUACCAUCUGUGGAAGGCCUUUGACACCGACUCGAACGUCGCAGGUGCUUGUGGUGAGAUUGUGGCAAUGAAGGGGAAGGGCUGGCUCGGAUUACUGAACCCGCUGGUUGCGUCGCAGAAUUUUGAGUACAAGAUGUCUAAUAUCUUGGAUAAGCCGCUAGAGUCGGUGUUUGGAUACAUUACUGUCCUGCCUGGUGCUCUCAGUGCGUAUCGUUACCACGCUCUGCAAAAUGAUCAUACUGGUCACGGCCCGCUGAGUCAGUACUUCAAGGGUGAGACUCUGCAUGGCCAGAAUGCCGAUGUGUUUACGGCCAAUAUGUAUCUUGCCGAGGAUCGUAUUCUGUGCUGGGAGCUUGUCGCGAAACGAGAUGAGAGAUGGGUGUUGAAGUAUGUGAAGAACUGUAAGGGAGAGACUGAUGUGCCUGACACUGUCCCUGAGUUUGUCUCGCAGCGUCGUCGUUGGCUCAAUGGAGCCUUCUUCGCUGCCGUCUACUCUCUGGUGCAUUUCAAGCAGAUCUGGAACACAGACCACACCAUCGCACGGAAGAUCCUCCUCCACAUUGAAUUCGUGUACCAGCUGCUCAGUCUGCUCUUCACUUUCUUCUCCCUGGCGAACUUCUACCUCACCUUCUACUUUGUUGCUGGCUCGCUCGCGGAUCCCAAAAUCGAUCCAUUUGGCCAUAACAUUGGGAAGUACAUCUUCUACAUCCUGAAAUAUGUCUGCGUGCUGCUCAUCUGCACACAAUUCAUCCUCUCCAUGGGCAACCGGCCGCAGGGCGCGAAAAAGCUGUACCUUUCCAGUAUGGUCAUCUACGCAAUUAUCAUGGUAUACACCACCUUUGCGACGAUCUACAUCGUCGUAAGGCAGUUCACCAGCAACACCAUAACUCUCGGGAACAACAUCUUCACCAACGUCGCCGUGUCCAUCGCCUCGACGCUCGGGCUGUACUUCUUCUCCUCCUUCCUCUACCUUGACCCAUGGCACAUGUUCACCUCCGCCGCGCAGUACUUCGCCCUCCUGCCCAGCUACAUCUGCACCCUCCAGAUCUACGCUUUCUGCAACACCCACGACAUCUCCUGGGGAACCAAGGGUGACAACACCGUCCGCACCGACCUCGGCACAGCCGUCUCCAAACACAAAGGAUCUACCGUCGAACUCGACAUGCCUAGCGAGCAGCUCGACAUCGACUCUGGCUACGACGAGGCCCUGCGCAACCUCCGCGAUCGCAUCGAGGUUCCCGAGGUCGGACCCUCGGAGGAGACCGCACAGGAGGACUACUACCGCGCCGUGCGCACGUACAUGGUCGUCUCGUGGAUGGUGGCGAAUGCCAUCCUGGCCAUGGCGGUGUCGGAGGCGUACCAGGGCAAGAACAUCGGGAGCAACUCGUACCUAAAGUUUCUGCUUUGGUCUGUAGCGGCUAUCGCGCUGUUCCGCGCGGUGGGCAGCACGACGUUCCGCAUCAUUGAGCUGGUGGGUAUGCUUAUUGACGGGAAGGCGAAGUGGGAGAGCGGGAGCUAUAGGUGGGGGGGUAGCUCGGCGGCGGGGAGCACGGUGCUUAGCUCUAAGGCUAGGGGGGGUGGGUUUUGGUCGAAGUUUGGAUUUGGGAGUGUUAAGGAUAAGAUUAGUGAUAUCUCGAGUAGUAUCGGGAGUAGUGUUUCGAGGAAGUGAGCGAACAGGGUUUGCGGAGGGGUUAAUUGGCGAUUUGAUGGGGUGGUGUGGAAUUUACGGAUGGGCAGGGGGGUAGGAUAUUGGAUGGGUUUAUGAUCUGGGAUAUGUCUGGUUUUCGGGGUUGGCGUUGGGGGAUUUGUGUAUUAUGGUGUAGACUGCUUUGUUUUAUAUCUGGUUAUGAAAUGGAGGGGAUUGGGG
Messenger RNA from Pseudogymnoascus verrucosus, 3491 nucleotides. Its product is annotated as Chitin synthase 2. The transcript has 3 exons. The record is from RefSeq and is a predicted model, not a curated record. The coding region runs from base 234 to 3293 and encodes 1019 amino acids. Gene Ontology annotation, cellular component: cell septum; cell periphery. Lineage: Eukaryota; Fungi; Ascomycota; Leotiomycetes; Thelebolales; Thelebolaceae. Gene Ontology annotation, molecular function: chitin synthase activity.